Molecule: messenger RNA, 2034 nt
Organism: Rhagoletis zephyria (snowberry fruit fly)
Lineage: Eukaryota; Metazoa; Arthropoda; Insecta; Diptera; Tephritidae
Cellular component (GO): chitin-based extracellular matrix
Molecular function (GO): structural constituent of chitin-based larval cuticle
Source: RefSeq, a predicted model, not a curated record
AACACGGGCUCGUUAGCACGCGUACCACGACUGUAGCGCGCCAACUUAUAAGAAAUUAUUGACGCAUGGUUUCACUUACUACUGUUGUGGAAGGUUCGUGGGGUUCGCCGGGCGAUGGUCAAUAUCAUAUACAAACGGAUGAAGGACCGGAGCGGUACUUUCGCUUCCAAACGGACAAUGGACAAUUUCGUAAGGAACGUCGUCUCCAAGACGGUACAGUUGUAGGCACCGAAGCUUGGAUAGACGCCGCUGGAUUUCUACGUCAAAAGGACUACAUCGCUGACAAAGAUGGUUACCGCAUAUUGAAAUCGAAAACAGUCUUUGUUGGCAAUGGCAGACACAUCGAGGAUGCCAUCAAAGCAACCAAAUCUGUGCCAGCCCAGUCCGGCGUUCUUCUUAAUGGUCGCUCUGGACUUCAUCAUUCGAAUAGCGUGACUCAUAUCGAAAAAUCGAAGCCAACCGGCUAUGUCUACUCCACCACCACUACAACGCCUUUGCCGCCUACAAUCGGUGCGCCCGUAGUGGUUCAUGAUCCAGCUUCAGAAGCUUACGAUGGCAAACUGAACUAUCUCUCUCCAGCCGAGGCUGCGAAUAUUGAGCCAUCUGGCAAACUCGGUUUCGAUCACUACCCUGAUGAGUUGCCUCGUCUUCUGCAUCGUGGACGCGUCCAUGCUCAGCAUGUUCAUCCGAGUGUAAACUCCUACGAAACUCCAUCUAGCAAUUCGAUAACAGAUUAUAAUCAAAUAACUAAUACCGCAGCAGCCGUGGCGGCGCCGUCUCUACCAGCGCUCGACAUGCAGCCGCCUUUGCUCAACAAAGGUGCAACUCGCCAACGCUUGCGUCCGAUUGCUGUCUACGAUCCCAAACCGGCAGCUAUAUCGGGCGAUGAAGCAACCAGCAGCUACGGAUAUUCUUCACCCACACCAUUUGUACCAGCCACCGCUGGAAGUGGGUCCAACGCGAAUGGCGGAUAUUAUUACCAACAGUCCGCAACGCAGCCUACACAUACAGAUACAGCGGCUAAUGCCUUGGAGAUCAAUCAGCUAGAAGGUGGACUGCUGCCACCAUUACCACCGCCGCCGAGUCGCCGUCACCGGCCGGCAGCACUAAGCAGCGGCGCCAGCGAGCCCGCGCAGUACGAUGGAGUCGGUGCAACUGCCAAUGGUUUCCGUUAUUUCCUACCACGCCAAUAUCACGAGGAGGAACAAUUCGGGGACGACAAGCGAGCCGGUAGCUUUGGCUACGUGGAUCCCUUCGGCAUUCGGCGAGUUGUUUACUACAAUGCAUCGCCCGGCCGUGGGUUUGUCCAUAGAAACAAUAAUCGAUACGUGGGUCUUGGAGCAACUCCCUACGAUGCUGCUGUCUAAGAUGAAGCGAAGUCGCAGCUAUGCGGAACUGCGAAGCUAAGCAACAGAACUCUCAAACUGCGAAAAUAUUUUUUUACAAAAAACGCCGUCUUAAGUCUAACAUCAAACAACCCAGGAACCAAUUAACCCAAAGCAGCAAUCAACUAGCCAAAGACAAAGAAGAGACUUUGGAGUGAUGGCUUAGCAAAAUAAAAAUGUUUAUUUAGAAUUACGUUUAAUUACUACUGGCAAACAAAUUUGCCAAAGAAUUGCCAGAGGUGAAGAAAAGAAGUGAUGGAGAUUUAAGAUGGAAUCGGCCAAUUAUUGCCUGCGAAGGGGUGUGAAAGCUGUGCGCCUAAAUGGGAUGUAUUGUUUGUAUAUUGAGCAUACACACACAUGUGUAAAUAUGUUUGUGCGAGUAUGUAUCUGUAACUGUAUUAGUGUGAUUUUAUUUAAAAUAUUAUUAUUUUUUUUAAACGAAAUGCAACAGCUGUGAGCUGACAAUUAGUAACUGGGGAGUAUACUGGGGUGUCGAACGAAUACGACGAUCGUAAUAAGUAAUUACUUAGUUAAUUAUGUAUGUAGCUAACGGAAUCACUUUCAUGUAUUAAUCUUGCCAUAUUAACAAAAAUCAAAGAUAAACACAAAGCAGCUAACAUAUUUAAAGGGAAAAGAAAACAUAAAAAAA